GCCAGUGUCUGACACGACAAAAGGACAGCAACUCCUGAAUAACUGGAGUAAAGAUGAAACCACGUGCUUUAUCGGGGACAUUAAGUUUUAGACGUCAGACUGAGAGCCUGUAGCCAUGGAUGGGCAUGUUGCCAAAAACAAUGAAAGCACCUUCCCCAGCUUCGUGGAUCUGGAUGACUUUCUUACCAAGCACAACUCGAAUUUCAUCUGGCUCCUCGUUGCUACCAUUCUGUCCUGUGGAUGGAUCAUCUAUUUAACUUAUUACAACUCCCGCAACAUUGGCCUCAUCCUCACCCUCAUCAUCAACAGACUCUACAAGGAUGGCUACAUUCACAUCGGCUCCUUCUCCUUCUCUGUGCUGUCGGGGAAAGUCAUGUUCAGAGACGUCUAUUACAUCAACCAAGACAUGUCCAUCAGGAUACAGGAUGGCUUCCUCAUAUUUCGCUGGUGGAAAAUGUAUAACCCAAAACAGAAACAGCAUGACCCCAAGGCAGAGACCAGGCUUUACGUGACAGUCAACGGCUUUGAGUUCCACGUCUACAACCGAACCGACCUCUACGCCCGCCUACAGGAGACCUUCGGACUGGAACCCACACUCAUAACACCCAAAAAAGAUGAAGAGAGGGGACGAGAGGACAGAAACAAAACCCUGGACAGUGUGAACAUCAAAGCAGAGAGUCCAGACCCUUCGUCGUCUUGGCGCUCCCUCAUUCCUGUCAUCAAAGUUAACAUCAGCACCGGUCGCUUGGCGUUUGGGAACCACUACCUCCCGCAGACUCUGUGUGUGAACUUUGAGGACGCCUUCCUGACGUACGCCACCAAGCCUCCAUCCAGCCACCUGGACCAGUACAUGCACAUCGUCAAAGGCUCGCUGGAAAAUGUGCGUGUCAUGCUGGUUCCUAGUCCACGCUACUUGGGCAUGCAGAAUGAUGAACCUCCCAGACUGAUGGGUGAAGGUUUUGUGGUGAUGCAGUCCAAUGACGUUGACAUCUAUUACUACCAGGAUGAACCCGGUCUGGUCCCUGUGGAGCAGGAGAGUGGGGAGGAGGCAGAGACGUGCAGUGAGGGUGAUAAGCUCCAGGAUUUGCCUCCGUGUUGGGGUCUGGAUAUCGUCUGUGGAAAAGGAACUGACUUCAACUACGGGCCUUGGGCGGAUCGGCAGAGGGACUGUCUGUGGAAGUUCUUCAUCCCGGCCGACUACCAGGACAUGAAAGUCACAGAGGUCGCCCAGCCAGGAAAACCCAGACAGAUCCAGGCAUUCGAGCUCCGCAUGAACAUCAUUGCUGACGCCACCAUCGAUCUGCUUUUCACCAAAAACAGGGAAACCAAUGCCAUCCAUGUGAAUGUAGGUGCAGGCUCUUACUUGGAAGUCAACAUCCCCAUGACUGUAGGAGAGAAUGGCUACUCUCCCACCAUCAAAGGUCAGCUGCUUCACGUGGACACCACCAGCAGCAUGCAGUACAGGACGCUUCUGGAGGCUGAGAUGUUAGCUUUCCAUGUGAUAGCCAGUUACCCUCGGGUGUGGAACAUGCCUCAGUCGUGGCAGUGUGAGAUUGAGGUGUACAAGGCCACCUACCACUUCAUCUACGCCCAGAAAAACUUUUUCACUGAUUUGAUCCAGGACUGGGCGAGUGAUAGCGCCCCAGACAUCUACUCCUUUGUGCCGUAUUCCUGGAAAUUCAAGAUCCUUUUCCACCAGUUUGAGAUGAUCUGGGCGGCAAAUCAGCACAACUGGAUCGACUGUUCCACCAAGCAGCAAGAGAAUGUGUACCUGGCAGCGUGUGGCGAGACGCUUAAUAUAGACUUCACUUUGCCUUUCAAUGAGUUUGUUCCAACCACCUGCCAUACCCGCUUCAGCUUGAAGGCGGAGGAUACAGACAUGCGACUGUCCCUGCCGGAGUGCCACCCGAGCCGCUACCCCCUCCUCACCCUGGCCAAAGACUACCAGAACGUCAAGCUCCCUCCGGACAUGUUCAUGCCGGGGGAGAAUCAAGGCGCUCCCCCUCCCAAACCCAGCAAGUCUUGCUGGAGGAACAUCACCCACGCAGAGGCUGGCUGGGUGGAUUGCUGGAGUGUACCCAACUUCUUGCUCAUCAUUGACUACACCUGGCAUCCCAUUUAUCCCCAGAAGGCUGAUGAGCAGCUCAAACAGUCACUGUCUGAAAUGGAGGAAUCAAUGCUGUCAGCUCUGCGUCCCCCAGAACACACAUCUGUACCCCACAAUGCCCCGCCACGCUUCGCCACAUCUUCCUCAGCUGCUCACAGCAGGGUGCCCACUGACCCCUCAGAGCUCCCCCCUGACAGACUUCACGUGGAGAUGGAAAUGUCUCCAGAUUCUCAAAUCAUCCUCUAUGGGCCUUUGCUCCGAGCACUGAUUUCCAUCAAGGAAAACUAUUUUGGGGAGGAUGACAUGUACACAGACUUUGAGGAGGCGGUGUCCAGCCCCGUGUUAUCCACCUCGACCUCCUCGGGCCUCGGCUGGUCUCCUCUGGGCAUGGAGGACAGCGAACAGAAAGAAACCUCAGACCUCCAUCCGCUGGACCUGCGCCCCUGGGACAUCACUGUGCUCAUCAACCUUUACAAAGUCCACGGCCGACUGCCCAUGCACUGCAGCAGCGAGGGUCCCGAAGGUCCAUCCGGCUUCUUGGAGCGGCUGUGUUUUGAAAUGAAAAAGGGUUACAAGGAGACGAUGCUUCAGCUGCUCCUGUCUCCCAUUCACAUCUUCAUCAGUGACAACUACCAGCGACCCACAUCAGACGGGGUCUUGAGGGAUGGCCACCUGAGUCUGUCUGGCCUGCAGAUGAGGGCCCACGCCAUGUUCUCUGCUCAGGGCCUUCCUCUGGGCAGUGACACGCUGGAGUACGCCUGGCUCAUUGACAUGCAGGCCGGGGGGCUUACUGGCAGGGUCACUGUACCACAGCUGGCCAGCAUGAUAGAGUGGGGUGAAACCUUUGUUUUCCACGUGGUGUCCCGAGAGUUCCAGCUGGAACAGCCCAAGCCCUCCGUCAUCUGCCAGCACGGUGUUGACCGUCGUAUCUGUGAUGCAAAGCUGAGCUGCCUGCCAGGUCACUGCCGCACAUCAGAGGAGCUGAAGUACACCAUGACGAGACUGGCCAUGGACGGAGUUGACCUCUUCAUUGUGGAGCACGGCUGUGCUGCCAGUAUCAAGACGGGGAUUAUUCGCGUAGCCAACUGCAACCUGCACAACCAGGCAGUGGGAGAGGGCAUCAGUGCUGUGGUGCAGGACAUAAACAUCCGGCAGUACAUUGAACAGCAGCAGCACAGCGAGGCGACCAGGCUGCAGCCGGCUGGACAGGGUCAAGGUCCGGGUCAACCGUUAGGUCUCGGUCAGCCCCCUUUGCUGCGACGCUCUGUCUGGCUGGAGGCGGGUUCACUCAACCUGAACCUCAUCACAGCAGACAUUGCCUUGGCCGCGGACCACCCAGCCAAAUGUGAAGUCCAGAGGCAUUUUCUGGAACUACACGAUGCUCAGACCAAAAGACUCUGGUUCCUGUGGCCAGAAGAGGCUGGCGUCCGGAACAAGCGCAGCAGGAACCGCUGCGGCUGCCUCGGAGGCUGCAGGUUCUUCGGCGGCACCAACAUGGGCCUGGACUUCUUCAGGCUGGAAGAGCUGACGCCGUCUUCCUCAUCGGCGUUCUCCACCACUGGCUCCGAGUCAGACAUGUGUUACGGCCAGUCCUUGCUACAGCCUGGGGAGUGGAUCAUUACAAAGGAAACACCCAAAGUGGAUGGGAGAGUUGUCGGGCUGAAAACAGACACACACUCGCCUUGUCUGCCUCCUGAGCUGCCUGAGAGGCGGGGUCAGCAGCACCUCAGUCUCCAGGUGCCCCAACGCUCCCACAGCUCGGCCUCCUCCUCCGAGGAAAAUAGUUCGUCCAGCGCGGCGUUGCCCCUGCUGGCUGGGGAGAGGGACACCCCCUCGCCAAGCACAGAGGAGCGCAUGUUCCCCAUGAACGGCAAAAGCCCUGCUGACACCCUAGGGGAAGUCCCAGAGGUCUCACCAGUCUCACCCAACAGCUCCCAGGACCGCUCAUCUGUGCGCUCACCCCUCUGCUCCCCUCUCAAGCGCCAGUCCUCGGUUCACUCAGGUCGCCUGGGCAGCACCAAGAGCCUCUCGGCGGCCGUUUUUACCGACAAACCUCCUCCUGUGCUCUCCGGAGGCGUCCAGUUCAGCAGCGAGGUUUCCCGCAGCGACGAGAACGUCCUGGAUUCACCGCGCCAGCGCAGAAGCUACGGCUCCUUUCCCUUCACUCCCUCAGCGGACUCCAACACCUUCCAUCAGUACCGUUCUGCCGACUCAAGCAUGUCCGUGGCCGACAGCGAGGCCUACUUCUCCGCCGCCGAGGACUUUGAGCCAAUUAGCAGUGCUGAUGAGGGUCCAGGGACAUACCCAGGCCGCAAGAAGAAGAGGAGGCAGCAGAUGCAGCAGCCACAGCAGCCCCCGUAUCACAUGGAAAACUACAGCCGGAGCUCCAUCUACCACAGCGUUGAGGGUCCCCUCACGUACGUUCUCAAUGGGGAGUUAAUCACCGAGCCACGCCCCCUGCCGCUGCCACCAACGCUGCCCCCGCUCCCGCCUCAGCCUCUGCCCAGCCAUACAUCCCAGGCCUCCUUCGUCUCAGCCCUGGCCAUGGAGGAAGAGAGCUCAGUGGAGGCAGAGAAGACAGCUGAACCCGGACCUGUCACCCGACAGCCCCACGUCAUGGCGUGCUACCAGAGCUACCUGGCCCACUACCAGGUCUCAAAUUGGUCUGUGAAGCAGCCCACCAAUAAGAGGACCUCCAAGUCUUCCCUGCACCGCCCCUUAGAUCUGGACACGCCUACCAGUGAGGAGAGCUCUGCCUCCUUUGACCAGCUUUCUGUCCCCAGCUUUAAGGUGAUAAAGCAGGGCCUGUCGGCCAGUUCUCUCCUGGAUAGAGGAGUUCAGCUGAUGGGAGAGAAUAACAGUACACCAUAUACCCCGCUGGACAAGAGAGCCAUGGACAACACAGAUGAGGACACAACAACAGAUGACUGGACUCUGGAGCAGCCUUUAGCUCAGACCAGGACCACUGCCAUCGUGGAGGUGAAGGGGGCCAUCAAUGUGGUGCUCACGCCCCUUGUGGCUGAAUCGCUGGACAGGUAUAUUGAGUCCAUGGUCCACUUUGCCAGUAUUCGACACCCUGCGGCAAUUCUGGACGACCUUCAUGGGAAAGUCCUCAAUGAGGCUUAUCAGAUCAGCAAGUCCACCGUCACUGAGUCUAGCCAAACAGGCAAGCAGGAGCACAAGCUGUCCAAGACAGAGGGCACGACCCCUGGCUCCAUCAACAUCUCCCACGGCCAGACGGACCUGUCCGUCAAACCAGAUAAUGUGAAAAUCAAGGGCCUCCAAGCCAACGUCUCCAUCCCCAAGGUGAACCUUUGCCUCCUGCAGGCUUCUGUAGAGGAGGGGUCACCUUCUUGCUCCAGUAAGUGUGUCACACAUGUGUCUCUGGUGGCGCUGUGCUUCGACAGGAUUGCCACCCAGUUCAGAAUGAACAGGGGCAUCGUAGAAGAGACUCCCAACACCACAGAACAUGGCCGACCCUCCGUCAUGCUGGAGAAGUACGCCUCAGCCACCAAGAUGCAGCCCCAGUCAUCUGGCUCUCUGCGCUCCAACGCCGGCAUCGAGAAAGGCAAAGAGAUCGCCGCAAGGCUCAACGUCCACCGUAUCCACAGUCAGCUCCGAGGCCUCGACUCCACAGACAUCGGCACAUGUGCCAUCACAGCCAUCCCCUUUGAGAAGUCCAAAGUGCUGUUUGGCCUGGAGGAAAUGGAGGAAUUUUCACUAGUAGAUGAGACAGAUGCGCAGGCCACCUCGGGUGAUCUGGGCCGUUCCACAACCUCUCUUGAGAAAUGGGGCUGGAUCAUGUUUGAAUGUGGCAUCGAGAACCUCACAGUCAAAGGGGGCCGCCAGUCUGGAGCCAUUCUUUACAACGCAUUUGGUGUGAUGGGACGCUCGGACGCUGGGGGGAAAACGGGAAUAUCUAAGUCUAAUGGGUCGACAGGCUCGCAGACAGGAAGUGGUUACAGCACUGACGUCUCUGAUGACAACCUGGCACAUGAUGCUGUCAGCCCUGCUUCUGAUGUCAACGAACACUCGGACUCAGACGACCAAGAUGAAGGGGUCGAGUCAGACGACCUGAAGAAAGACCUCCCCCUCAUGCCCCCACCGCCUGACUCCAGCAGCAUGAAGCUGACCAUCAGAGAGAUCUGGUUCAGCUUUGCUGCUCCCACUAAUGUGCGUUCACCUUCACAGGCCAUCUCCAGGCAGUUGAAUCUGCUCAGCACAGCCACGCCGGCCAUCGGAGCCUGGUUGGUUCCCAUCGACCAGCUCAAAUCUUCUCUACGCAAACUGGACAUGGAGGGCACACUGCGUGUGUGUGCUGUCAUGGGUUGCAUCAUGACAGAAGCUCUUGAGAAAAAGAGCAUCCACAUCCCGAUCCGGAGCAAGUACAACCGCGUGACCAAGCGAGCUCGCUACCUGCAUGAGAAUCCCUCCUGUAUGCUAUGUAAUAUCCUGCACCGCUAUCUGCAACAGGCUGACUACUCCGUCAUAGAGGAGGCCACCAUGAAUGAUGGGGUCCCAGCCCUUGUGACUCUAAAGAAAGGGCUGGUAGCUCUGGCCAGACAAUGGAUGAAAUUCAUUGUGGUAACUCAGGGCUUCAAGGCUAUCGGUCUGAUGAGGCCCAAUCAGCUUACUAAACCCAAGGAACCUCAGCAGAGCCUGGGUGAGACCAUCCUGGGCCUGGACAACGGAGCUGCCCUGCAGAGCGACACCAGUGCUGAUGGAGCUGAAUUUGAAUUUGACGCAGUGAGUGAACACACCAUGUUGCUGGAGGGAGCGUGCAGUCGUCCCCCACCUAAAGAAGCGAACUCCGGUCCUGUCAGCGGAGUGGAGAUCAUGAGGAAACUGUCCAAGUCCCACACACACAGCGAGUCUGCACUCAGGAUAAAGGGCUCCCAUCCAUACCAGUCACUGAGCUACACCAGCGGUGACACAGCAGCUGACUCACCCGCCCACGUGAGCCGCGCAGGCCUGCCAGCCAAGGACAGCCCGAGGAAGGAGAGUCUCCUGAGCAAUCUGACGGGCAGCUUUCGGAGUCUGCACAACCUGCUGGAGGGCACGCCUCAGAGGAACGAGCCUUCUGCUGCCGCCGCAGCCAAGAGCAGCUCCCUCACUCGCACAGGGAACAGCUUAGGGACAGAUAUGCUGACGGAGCACCCGCUGCUGUCGGAGCCCUCCUCCGUCAGUUUUUACAACUGGAUGUCCAACGCUGUGGGCAACAGGACUGGAGCUGGAAACCAGGAGUCUCCGGUCAACCGCUCCCAGCACAACAGCCUACAGACAGGUGGGACGUGUAACCUGCCCACAAUUCCCUCAGCGUCAGACUUCAACACAGUGCUCUCCAGCGACCAGAACACCCUGGAUGGGACCCACUCCCAGCAUUCCCAGCAUAGCACCAGCCAGGACGACAUGGCCGACAUCGAGGAGGGCAACCAGUGUCCAGCUGCAGUUCAACUGGCAGACGCUCAGGUUGUUUUCAAGCCUUUGCUGAGCUACACAGGCAUCCAGGCUCAAGACACCACACCUCUUAGUUAUAAGAUGUAUUUUGGAGAGCACCUGUCUUUUUCUGGCAACCUCGAGUGUCUCAGAGCAGACAUCGUCGACUCUGACACCUCCAAAGAGCGCAAGAACAAAAAAUCCAAGAGACAAGGCAUGGUGAACCUCCCUCCUCUGGAGUUUAAGCCAGCACUGCUGAUUGAGACAUUCAGUCUGAAUGCAGUGGUGAUGGAGAAGUCGAGCAGCGCGCCGCAGGGCCCCACUGCGGCCCCACUUUCCUUCCACGACCUCAACCGCCGCCACUUCAACACGUUCCACUGCGACUUCACCACAGCCUGCCAGGCCAUCAGCCAGCGCGUCGACAUGGCCCUGGUGCGCCUCAUCCACCAGUUCAGCACCAUGAUCGACGACAUCAAGGCCACGCAGACCGACAUCAAGCUGAGCCGCUACACCGCUGGCUCCGCGUCGCCGACGCCCACCUUCAAGGCGCGGCCCUACCGCCACUUCAGGUCGUCAGACUUCAGCCGCAGCUCCCGGGGCAGCCUAAAUGGGGCAGGCCGCAGUGGAACCCAGACACUGAAGAGCAAGAGAGGGGCUGGUGGAGGGGGCAUGGACACGCUGGGGAGAAGGGAGCCUCGAGGACGCAGCUCCCUCGGACGUUCAGAGCGACGCACCUCCAAGGUGUCGAGGAAGGGCUCCCGUGACGUGGCGGACCACAUGGCAAUCCAGAUGGACGACUCAGACUCCAUCACGGUGUCAGAGCAGAGCGAGCCAUCAGCAGAAUGUUGGCAGAACAUGUACAAGCUGCUCAACUUCUACUCCCUCAUCUCUGAUCCCACCGGCAUCCUGGAGAAAAGCUCCCCAGAGAACUGCCUCUCAGAGGGUGGGCGUCGGCCCUCGGAGCCGCUCUGCAAAGUGAUCUUUGAGAACGAACAGCAGGACCCCACCACGCCCAACAAGCCCCCGGGUGCGGGCGGGAGGCGGCGUAGCCUGGUGAGCUCCGAGCCCCAGCACGUCACACUUAUAGUGUUCGGCAUCGGCAUGGUGAACCGCACCCACCUGGAGGCCGACAUCGGCGGGCUGACCAUGGAGGCCGAGCUCAAGAAGAUCCACGGAAGUUUCACUCUGAAGGAGAAGAUGAAAGAUAUCCUGCACCAGAAAAUGACUGAGACGUGUGCGUCGGCUCAUAUAGGAGGGGUAAACAUUGUCCUCCUGGAGGGCAUAACCCCCGACAUCCAACUGGAGGAUUUCCCAACAUCUCCCACCAGCACAGCUAAACAAGAGUUUCUAACCGUGGUCAAAUGCAACAUCGCCAAAUCCCAGGCCUUAUACAGCGCCCAGCGGGGACUGAAGACAAACAACGCAGCUGUCUUCAAAGUGGGAGCCAUCAUGAUCAACAUACCCCAGCACCCGGCUACUUUGCACAGCAUGAUGGUCCGCAGCUCCCACCAGCUCUCCAAGCAGAUCUCUGACCUCAUUCGCCAACCCUCCAACAUUCAGCCUCCGAACAGAGAGGACACCCCCACCCCACAACUCUCCGACAAAGCCUCCAGCAUCAAUCAGACGCCUGUGGAGGCCAACGAAUUCCCCCAGCUUCCCGAAGGCCUGGAGAAGAAGCCCAUUGUCCUCAAGUUCAGCGCCAUGAUGGAUGGCAUCACCAUCGGGGCUGCCCUCCUGCCCUCACUUAAAGCGGAGUACAAAAUGGGUCGAAUGAAGAGCCAUGGCAUGACAGGGGCACAAACCAGUUUCACUUUUGAGUUGCCCAACCACAAGCUUUGCUUCCAGUCAAAAGUGUCCCCUGUGGACAUGUCCACCAUGCCGCCAUCAGCCAGCCUCACGCUGCCUCCAGUCACCAUGUCAGGAGAGUACAUCAUGGAGGACCACGAGAGCCACUCGGACCAGGGCUGGGCACCGGACGACUUCCCGGCGAAGCAAGGAAACUACCUGCAAGGAAACUACCUGCGCUGUGUGGCUGAGAUUGGUUCAUUUGAGCACAACCUGACCACAGACCUGCUCAACCACCUGGUGUUCCUGCAGAAGGUUUUCAUGAAGGAGGUCAAUGAGGUCAUUCAGAAGGUUUCAGGAGGAGAACAACCCAUCCCAUUGUGGAACGAGCACGACACCUCAACUGACGCAGACAAGCCCAAAAUCCUGCUUUAUUCACUCAGCCUCAUGUUCAAGGGAAUCCAGAUGACAGCAACCACUCCUUCCAUGCGAGCUGUGCGCUUUGAGACAGGCCUGAUCGAGCUGGAGCUAUCCAACAGGAUCCAGUGCAAGGCUCAGCCCGGCGGCAGCAGCAGCUACCUCAAACUGUUUGGCAAAUGUCAAGUAGAUCUCAACCUGGCCCUUGGACAGAUAGUGAAGCACCAGGUGUACGAAGAAGCCGGCUCAGACUUCCACCAGGUGGCGUAUUUCCGUACUCGGAUCGGUCUCCGGAACGCUCUGCAGGAGGAGAUCAGUGGCUCCUCUGACAAGGAGGCCGUCCUCAUCACACUCAACAGACCAAUUGUUUUUGCCCAGCCAGUGGCAUUUGACAGAGCUGUGCUCUUCUGGCUGAAUUACAAGGCAGCGUAUGACAACUGGAAUGAGCAGCGCAUGGCUCUCAACAAGGACAUCCACAUGGCCACAAAAGAGGUGGUGGACAAGUUGCCAGGCAUCCAGCAGACCUCGGCACAGGCCUUCAGCACUCUCUUCCUGCAGCUAACUGUGAACGACCUGGGCAUCUGCCUGCCCAUCACCAACACAUCCCAGGCCAACCACAGCAUAGAUUUUGACGCCGGCUCAGCUCUGGUCCUGACCAUUGAGAGCACACUGAUCACCGCCUGCUCCUCUGAGUCCCUGGUGAGCAAAGGCCACUUUAAGAAUUUCUGCAUCCGCUUCGCAGAGGGCUUCGAGACGUCCUGGGACGACUGGAAGCCUGAAGUGCGAGGGGAUCUGGUCAUGAACGCUUGUGUAGUCCCUGAUGGUACAUAUGAAGUAUGCUCCAGGACUACGGGGCAACCUUCUGCAGAGAGCAGUAGCGCUGGUACAUGGACUCUCAAUGUGCUCUGGAAAAUGUGCGGUAUUGACGUUCACAUGGAUCCCAACAUCGGCAAGCGCCUCAAUGCUCUAGGCAACACACUGACUUCACUGACGGGCGAGGAGGACGUCGACGACAUCGCUGACCUGAACUCCGUCAACAUGGCGGACCUUUCAGACGAGGACGAGGCUGACACCAUGUCACCCACAAUCCACAUGGAGACCAUUGACCCCAGAAGGCAGAUGGUGAUGGGAAACCAGGUUAUUGAUGCUAGAGGGAGGAAGUUCACCAAGAGGGUGGUGGACAUCAGAGAGCUGAAUGAACAGGCCAAGGUCAUCGAUGACCUCAAGAAGUUGGGAGCCAGCGAAGGCACCAUCAACCAGGAGAUCCAGCGCUAUCAGCAGCUGGAGUCUGUGGCCGUCAACGACAUCAGGAGAGACGUGCGAAAGAAACUGCGUCGCUCCAGCAUGAGGGCGGCCUCUCUAAAGGAUAAGUGGGGUCUUGGCUACAAACCAAGCUACAACCGCUCCAAAAGCAUCUCGGCAGCAGCGGGCAGACCACCUCUAAAAAGGAUGGACAGACAAAGUUCCAGAAUAGGGGAUGUGGAUGAUUUACCAGAUAUCCGUGUGGAUGCUUCCUCUCCUGGACCUCGGGUCACCUUCAACAUCCAGGACACGUUUCCUGAGGAGACAGAGGUGGACCUGUUGUCAGUCACCAUUGACGAGCCAUCCCAUCUUCAUCAUCACCUUCAUCUUCAUUCUCCAUCCGUUGCUGAGGGCCAGCACUCAGCUUUCAGUGCCCCCGGCACCCCUGCUGUCUUCUCACCCACAAUUCCCUUCCAGCACGACGACAUGAGGCGCGACGACCUGUCCUCUUCCUCCUCCGAAGACUCCGAGAAGGAGGACGAGUUUGAACGCGAGAGACCGCAGAGCUAUCGAAGGCCGUUCCAAGCGUCUCACAGGAAGUCCUCGGGUUUUUCUGCUGUGAGUCAGCUGUUCAGCGAGCGCUGGCCGAGCACGCCGGCCAACCGCAGCUUCAGUGGCCCGGCAACCGAAAGAAACAUUGACUUUGAGCUGGACGUCCGUGUGGAGAUUGACAGCGGGAAGUGUGUCCUUCACCCGACUACUCAGCAACCCGAGCACGAGGACAUUUCCUUCAGGAGGAGCUGUGAGCGCAGCCUCAGGAGUCUGGACCAGGAGUCUCCCCCCAAGAAGAAGAAGCUGCAGCCCACCUACACCUCCACCACCCAUCUCUUAGCUGGAAAGAAAUGUCCCUCCUCUCUGCAGACCAAGUCUAAUGACAUGGAGACAACAGUAUUUUACAUUCCAGGAGUAGACGUUAAGCUGCACUACAACUCCAAGACCCUGAAGACGGAGUCGCCCAAUGCCUCACGUGGAUCCUCUCUCCCCCGCACUCUCUCCAAAGAGUCGAAGCUGUAUGGUAUGAAAGAUAUCGGCCCUCCCAACCCUCCCAAUGCAGUCCAAAGCAAGACUAACUCGCUCCUACCUCCCCCGCCCCCACCUAUUCCAUCAGCCAAAGGUAAGGGCAGUGGAGGGGUAAAGACAGCCAAGCUGUAUGCCUGGGUGGCCCUCCAGACUCUGCCAGAGGAGAUGGUCAUCAGCCCCUGUCUGCUGGACUUCCUGGAAAAAGCACUAGAGACCAUUCCCAUCACUCCUGUGGAGAGGAACUGUGCAGCUGUAGCUUCCCAGGAGGAGGACAUGGGUCAGUUCGAUACGGUGGAACAGCUGGAGGAAUCCACCACCUCCCUGGUCUCCUCCUCCACGUCGGCCUACUCCUCCUUCCCUGUGGACGUGGUCGUCUAUGUCAGAGUCCAGCCUUCUCAGAUCCGCUUCAGCUGCCUGCCCAUGUCCAGGGUGGAGUGUAUGCUCAAGCUACCCUCUUUAGACCUGGUCUUCUCCUCUAACCGCGGAGAAUUGGAGACCCCAACAGGAGCCCACCCCACCGACGGAUCACACCCACCUUCCUCCACACCGCCAGGGCAACACAUCCCCAAACCGCCUCCCAGCAAAGCAUCUCCGUUGCUGGGGAGCCCUCUGGGCAGGAGCCGCCACAGCAGCAGCCAGUCCGACCUCACAGGCCCCCCAAGUAACUCCUCAGGCCUCAGCUUCACUGCCUGCAUGUCUGACUUCUCCCUCUACGUCUUCCACCCCUACGGCGCCGGGAAGCAGAAAUCUGCUGUCACAGGGUUGCCUCCGGGCCCAGGGCCAUUAGGUACAGUAGACGAGGAGCCAUCUUCCGUAACAGGAAGAAAAGACUCUCUGAGCAUCAACCUGGAGUUUGUGAAGGUCAGCUUGUCCAGGAUGAGGCGAACUGGAUGCCCCACAUUCAUUGAAAGCUUCAUUCCUGCCAAAGGUGGCAAAAUGGACACCACCCUCAUCAACAUCUCAGCUGUGUGCGACAUUGGCUCAGCUUCCUUCAAGUACGACAUGAGACGACUGAGCGAGAUCCUGGCCUUCCCCAGAGCCUGGUACCGGCGAAGUAUCGCCAGGCGCCUCUUCCUUGGAGACCAGACAAUCAACCUGCCAGCCUCCGGCCCCGCCACCCCCGACUCGGCCGAAAACGUCACCCAACAUCUGUCCCCUGAGUCCAGUCGGAAAGCUUACUGGAGGACAUGGGAUGGCAGCACCGGGACUCAGCACAUGCCCCAGUCCCCCAACGUCUUUUCUGAGCACUCCACUGGAAGCAACAUGUCCCCCGGUGGCCUGGGCCACCUCAAGUCUCCCGCACCUGGUCGCACCAGGAGUGUGUCUGAUUCUUCGGCUCCUAGGAGAGAUUCGGUGACCAAAACAUCCACUCCUUCAUUCGGUAAAAAUGGGAAGGCAGCAGGUCAGCAGGGGGCGCCGUGGGAGACGCUGGUGGUGUUUGCCAUCAACUUGAAACAGCUCACCGUCCAAAUGAACAUGAGCAAUGUGAUGGGAAACAAUACCUGGACAACCAGUGGGCUGAAGAGUCAGGGCCGACUGUCUGUCGGCAGCAACCGGGACCGAGAGAUCAGCAUGUCUGUUGGCCUCGGCCGCUCCAAACUCGACUCCAAGGGCGGGGUGGUGGGUGGCAAUAUAGACGUGAACACCCUGGAGAUGGUCUCCCACAUCUCUGAACACCCUAACCAACAACCCAGCCAUAAGAUCCAGAUCACCAUGGGCUCUACGGAGGCGCGGGUGGACUACAUGGGCUCCAGUAUCCUGAUGGGAGUGUUCAGUAACGCUGACCUGCAGCUGCAGGACGAGUGGAAGGUCAACCUGUGCACUGUUGACACCAGCCUAUCAGAGAAGAGUGAGAUCUUUGUCCACGGGGACUUGCAGUGGGACAUUUUCCAGGUGAUCAUUUCACGCUCUACCACACCAGACCUCAUCAAGAUCGGCAUGAAGCUGCAGGAGUUUUUCACUCAGCAGUUCGACACCAGCAAGCGCGCCCUUUCCACCUGGGGCCCUGGCCCCUACCUGCCCCCAAAAACGCCUGUCAUCAACACUGAGAAAGGAGCUGCUGAGCUUUACAUGGAUGCGGCCCAUCACCGCCACUGGCCCGGGGUGCUGAAGGUAAUCGCCGGCUGCCACAUCUCCCUCUUCCAGAUGCCUCUGCCCGAGGACGCUGUGCAGCUGGGCGGUUCAAUGAGCCUCCAUGGCAAUCACAUGACCCUGGCCUGCUUCCACGGGCCCAACUUCCGCUCCAAAUCGUGGGCUCUGUUCCACCUGGAAGAGCCCAACAUCGCCUUCUGGACAGAGGCUCAGAAGAUCUGGGAGGACGGUUCCAAAGAUGAUUCUACCUACAUCGUUCAGACACUGGAUUUCCAUCUCGGUCAUAACACUAUGGUAACAAAACCAUGUGGUGCACUCGAAAGCCCAAUGGCCACCAUAACCAAAAUAACCCGGCGGCGGCACGAAAACCCUCCACAUGGUGUUGCCACUGUCAAAGAAUGGUUCAACUACGUUACUGCCAUGAGGAACGAAGAGCUGAACUUGCUCAGGAACGUGGAAGCCAACAACCAAGAGAGCGGAGUGGCUGCCAAGAGCUCCAGUCUGCUGAGCAGCUUCCGCAGCUCCUCCAGCUACAACCACGAAACAGAGACUAUCUUUGCUCUUCCCAGAAUGCAGCUGGACUUCAAGUCUAUCCACGUACAAGAUCCAGAUGAACCUUCUCUAACAGACUCCAACAGCAAACCCAAGGUGGAGUGCAGCGUUGUGACAGAAUUCACCGACCACAUCUGUGUCACCAUGGACGCUGAGCUCAUCAUGUUCCUUCAUGACCUGGUGUCAGCUUACCUGAAGGAGAAGGAGAAAGCCCUUUUCGCCCCGCGGAUGUUCGCGGCUCGGCCAGGCCAGAAGAGCCCCACGGCCCUGCACGACGAAAGCUCCACAGACAAGGACAAGGACAUGGACGACGGGAUCAACUACACCACGGUGGACUGGAGGGAGUUCAUGUGCAACACCUGGCACUUGGAGCCCACUCUCAGGCUCAUCUCCUGGACAGGACGUAAGAUCGACCCAGUGGGUGUGGACUACAUCCUGCAGAAACUCGGCUUCCACCACGCCAGGACUACAAUUCCCAAGUGGCUGCAGAGGGGAGUGAUGGACCCGCUGGACAAGGUGCUGUCGGUGCUGAUCAAGAAGCUGGGCACCGCCCUGCAGGACGAGAAGGAGAAGAAAGGCCGCGACAAGGAGGAGCACUGAAGAAGACUCUCAUGCCACUGUAAUCAAAGCUGUGCAUCCAUUCUCUACAGGUCACAAACACUGGACUACUGUGUUACAGUGGCGACUACUGUAACAGCGCACUUGUCAAACAUACCCAUGUUACCCUGUGAAUCUCAGUAUAGUUGUUUACUGUGGUGCAUGCCACUAGCGGCUCCAACUGAAGCGUUUUGCACCGGUUAUUUUCUGUAUAUUUUGAACAAAGUAGCAAAUGUUAGUAUUAUUUGACUGCUUUAAUGGUAAAACCCUGCCUCUUUUACCUGUUGUAAAUGACCUUACUGAAAUCGCUUGAAAGUUUAUUUUAAGGCUUACCAAUAUUUCAUGAGAAAUGAUUUCUUAUACCAUUGCCUUUUCUUUGUUUCCCAUGGAACACAUGGUAGAUAUGCUUUAUGUAUUUUAUAGCGUAGUUUUAUGAUAUUUAAGACCAGAACAACAGUUCAGUGACAGUGUUUUUGAUUUUUUUUUUUCUUUCUCUGAGGUGAACAAAUACAUACUGGGAGGUUACGGCACAUCAUCCACUCAGUCAUGAGGAUGACAUAAACUUGUAAUUAUAAUUUGAACCAAGAUCAUUAUUUAUGGGUAUGUGAAAUGCAAAGUCUAUAACAUGUAUUAGCUUGGUGUGUCAAGCUUAUUUUUGUCUUUUUUUUAAUCCAUACAGUAGAACCAGUGUAUAUAAUUAAAUUUCUUAAAUGUGUUGAUUUCCUAACUUAAUAAAAAUAU
This is a messenger RNA of Seriola dumerili (greater amberjack), 16048 nucleotides long. RefSeq names its product KIAA1109 ortholog. The record is from RefSeq and is a predicted model, not a curated record. Gene Ontology annotation, biological process: synaptic vesicle endocytosis. The coding region runs from base 116 to 15310 and encodes 5064 amino acids. Lineage: Eukaryota; Metazoa; Chordata; Actinopteri; Carangiformes; Carangidae. The transcript has 89 exons.